CGUUGCCCGUGAGGCGAGACCGGUGUUCACAAAAGGACAGAUCUGGUGGGGAAGAGGAAGUAGAGUUGGGGUCCUACGUUCCACUGAAUCUUGCAGUGAGGAUCUCUGCUUUGGCUGUUCCUGUUAAAUGUUUUUAGUCCGAUCUUGGAUGAAAAUGGCAGCCAACAAUGCAGUUUUGAACAGACUGGAGCAGAAGGGUGCAGAAGCAGAUCAAGUUAUUGAAUACCUUAAGCAACAAGUUGCUCUUUUAAAGGAAAAAGCCAUCUUGCAGGCAUCCUUAAGGGAAGAGAAGAAACUUCGUGUAGAAAAUGCUAAACUGAAGAAAGAAAUAGAUUUGCUGAAGCAGGAAUUGAUCCAGGCAGAAAUUCGAAAUGGAGUGAAACAAGUCUCAGUACCACACAGUGAAACAGCUUCUACAGCUUCAUUUUCAGAAGGCUUCUCUCAGCCUCCACCUGCUGCAGCCGCCACACCUGGUGCCAAAGACCAAUCUAAAGGAGCAGGCGAAGAAAAAAAGAAAAAGGACAAAGCAGAAAAGAAAGGAGAAAAGAAGGAGAAAAAGCAGCAGUCGGCUGCAGGCGAUGACUCAAAGCCUAUAGAUGUUUCUCGGCUUGAUCUCCGUAUUGGUUGCAUCACAACAGCAAAGAAGCAUCCAGAUGCUGAUUCUCUGUAUAUUGAAGAGGUUGAUGUUGGAGAAGCAAGUCCUAGAACGGUUGUCAGUGGUCUAGUAAAAUUUGUUCCUUUAGAAGAGAUGCAGAACCGUGUGGCAGUGUUCCUCUGCAACCUGAAGCCAGUGAAAAUGAGAGGAGUGGUGUCCCAGGCCAUGCUUAUGUGUGCUAGCUCACCAGAGAACGUGGAGAUUCUGAUCCCUCCUCCUGGGGUUGUUCCUGGAGAAAGAAUCACAUUUGAAGGCUUUUCUGGUGAACCUGAGAGAGAACUUAAUCCCAAGAAGAAAAUGUGGGAGCAGAUCCAACCUGAUCUUCACACUAAUGGCCAGUGUGUUGCUACAUACAAAGGAGUGCCAUUUGAAGUGAAAGGAAAAGGCGUGUGCAGGGCUGCUACCAUGGCCAACAGUGGAAUCAAAUAAAUUAGUGGUGGAAAAGCCUGAGGUCAUUUUGAAUGGAAAACAAUGUGAACACAAUUAAAAACAAAUAUUGCCUCACUCAAAA
Molecule: messenger RNA, 1166 nt
Organism: Hemicordylus capensis (graceful crag lizard)
Lineage: Eukaryota; Metazoa; Chordata; Lepidosauria; Squamata; Cordylidae
Gene: AIMP1
Product: aminoacyl tRNA synthetase complex interacting multifunctional protein 1
Exons: 8
Coding region: 128-1084 (318 amino acids)
Molecular function (GO): tRNA binding
Source: RefSeq, a predicted model, not a curated record